AAAAGUUUCAAUAAAAAUCUUUUAAAAAGAGUUUUUAGAGCUCAAAAUGUUCGUUUUUGCUGUGGAUUUCAACCAACUUACCUCCAAAAAUUAACUGAAGACGAGUUGAUGAUGCGAGAUACAGUCCGUAAAUUCGCUCAAGAACAAAUCGCUCCUUUGGUAAAGAAAAUGGAUGAAGAACAAAAGAUCGAUGAAGGACUUGUAAAAGCUUUAUUCGAUAACGGUUUGAUGGGAAUUCAAGCUCCCGAAGAAUAUGGCGGAAGUGCAUCGAAUUUCAUGGUUAGCGUUUUAACGGUUGAGGAAAUUUCAAAAGUUGAUGCCGGAGUUGCGAUUCCCGUUGAUAUUCACAGUACUUUGAUGAUCCCGUUGAUUAAGAGACUCGGAACAAAAGCUCAGAAAGACAAAUAUUUGCCGCGAUUAGCUCAAGAUACUGUUGGAAGUUUCGCGUUAUCAGAAACUUCAUCUGGAUCGGAUGCUUUUGGUAUGCAAACCACAGCGAAAAAGGAUGGCAAUCAUUUUAUCUUGAACGGAUCAAAAUGUUGGAUCAGUAAUUCUGACAUCGCAGAUAUUUUCAUCGUUUUCGUCAAUGCUGAUCCAUCCAAAGGUUACAAAGGCAUCACAGCUUUCAUCGUUGAACGAGACACCGAAGGAUUCACAAUUGGCAAAAAAGAACAAAAACUCGGGCUUCGAUCUUCGGGUACUUGUCAACUUCAUUUCGAUAAUUGCCGAGUCCCAGAAGAAAAUAUUCUCGGAGAAUUUGGUCAAGGAUACAAAUACGCUGCAGGCUAUUUGAACGAAGGUCGUGUCGGAAUCGCCGCUCAAAUGGUUGGAAUAGCACAAGGAACACUUGAUGCUACAAUCCCUUAUCUACUUGAAAGAAAGCAAUUCGGCAAGGAUCUUUUCUCGUUUCAAGGCAUGCAACAUCAAAUCGCACGAAUUUCAACGCAAAUUGAAGCUGCAAGACUUUUAACUUAUAACGCAUGUCGUUUAGUCGAAAGCGGCGAUUCGUUUUUAAAAGAAGCUGCAAUGGCAAAAUUCUUUGCGAGUGAAAUCGCGCAAGAAACAACAAUUAAAUGCAUCGAUUGGAUGGGCGGAGUUGGUUUUACGAAAGAUUUCCCGCAAGAGAAAUUCUACAGAGAUGUCAAAGUUGGUUCAAUUUAUGAAGGAACCACAAAUAUCCAAUUAAAUACAAUCGCAAAAGCAAUUCGAAAAGAAUACGAAUCGUAAA
This is a messenger RNA of Culicoides brevitarsis, 1228 nucleotides long. RefSeq names its product short/branched chain specific acyl-CoA dehydrogenase, mitochondrial-like. The transcript has a single exon. Gene Ontology annotation, cellular component: mitochondrion. The record is from RefSeq and is a predicted model, not a curated record. Lineage: Eukaryota; Metazoa; Arthropoda; Insecta; Diptera; Ceratopogonidae. Gene Ontology annotation, molecular function: flavin adenine dinucleotide binding; acyl-CoA dehydrogenase activity. Bases 109 to 1227 code for a protein of 372 amino acids.